Rattus rattus (black rat) is the source of this 2392-nucleotide messenger RNA. It is a transcript of the gene Csrnp2, whose product is annotated as cysteine and serine rich nuclear protein 2. Gene Ontology annotation, molecular function: DNA-binding transcription factor activity, RNA polymerase II-specific; sequence-specific DNA binding. The record is from RefSeq and is a predicted model, not a curated record. Gene Ontology annotation, biological process: regulation of transcription by RNA polymerase II. NCBI's taxonomy places the organism in Eukaryota, Metazoa, Chordata, Mammalia, Rodentia, Muridae. Gene Ontology annotation, cellular component: nucleus.
AUUGUUAGCCGGAGCCGGGACGGUUCUGGGCUUUGCUGCCCGGGGAGCCGGAGUGCAGAGCCGCCCGCCCCCCGCCGCCUGCCGGCCGGCCCACACACCCUGCAGCCCCGAGAGCCACGCGACGGGCCCGGGAGCCGGCACGCCUCGAUCUCCCCUCCUUGCACACGGACUGAAUAGGCAGCGAGGGCGGCGGAGACCGUGACGGGAGAAGCGGCUGCGGAGGGGCCGAGUCCUCAUGCUCCUGGCUAGCUGGUGGUGAGCAGCUUGGGGCCAUCGUGGUUGGCUCCCCAAGGAGACCUUUGGAAGCCAAUGGAUGCGUUCUCAGGCUCAGGCCUCAAGAGGAAAUUCGAUGAUGUGGACGUGGGCUCGUCAGUCUCCAACUCGGAUGAUGAGAUGUCCAGCAGCGACAGUGCAGACAGCUGCGACAGCCUUAACCCUCCUACGACUGCCAGCUUCACACCAACAUCCAUCCUGAAGCGACAGAAGCCCCUGCGGAGGAAGAAUGUCCGCUUUGACCAGGUGACUGUGUACUACUUCGCCCGGCGACAGGGUUUCACCAGCGUGCCCAGCCAGGGUGGAAGCUCUCUGGGGAUGGCCCAACGCCACAACUCUGUGCGCAGUUACACCCUCUGUGAGUUUGCACAAGAGCAAGAGGUGAACCACAGAGAGAUUCUUCGUGAGCACCUGAAGGAGGAGAAACUUCAUGCCAAGAAAAUGAAGCUAGCCGAAGAAACGGGGCGGGUGGAGUCCGUGGGAGGCGGCAGCUUGACCCUCGACGACGUUUCAGGCGAAGACAUCGAUGGGAGAAGCGUGGAGGUGGAUGACUGCUUCUUCUCCAGCCCCUGCCCAAGCAAACGGCGGGGCCUGCUGAGGGCUUCGGGGUCCACGCAUCGAUGCCGGGAGAAGCAGGGCUCAGAGCCAUCCGCAUCUCGGGAAGAGUGUGGCUGUGACUGUCGGCUCUACUGUGACCCAGAAGCCUGUGCCUGUAGCCAGGCUGGGAUUAAAUGCCAGGUGGAUCGAAUGUCCUUUCCUUGCGGCUGCUCCAGGGAUGGCUGUGGAAACAUGGCUGGGCGGAUUGAGUUUAAUCCGAUCCGAGUGCGGACUCACUACCUCCACACCAUCAUGAAGCUGGAGCUGGAGAGCAAAAGGCAGGUGAGUCGCCCGGCAGCCGCUGAGGAUGAGCCCCUGCCGGGAGCGCAGAGCUCGGAGACACAGGACUUCCAGGAGUUCAUCGCUGAGAACGAGACUGCAGUGAUGCAUCUGCAGAGUGCAGAGGAACUGGAGCGGCUCAAGGCCGAGGAGGACUCGAGUGGCUCGAGCGCGAGCCUGGACUCCAGCAUGGAGAGCCUGGGCGUGUGCAUCCUAGAGGAGCCCCUGGCUGUUCCCCAGGAGCUGUGUCCAGGCCUUGCAGCCCCCAUUCUCAUCCAGGCUCAGCUGCCCCCAGGUUCCUCCGUCCUGUGUUUUACUGAGAACUCAGAACACCCAGCCGCCUCCCCGAUGAGCAGCCCAUCCUACUUGAACAGUGGACCUCUGGUGUACUACCAGGUAGAGCAGAGGCCGGUCGUGGGAGUGAAAGCAGAGUCUGGUUCAGAAGAAGGCACAGCCUCCUUCCCCAAGGAGAAAGAUCUGAGUGUCUUCUCCCUCCCUGUUACCUCACUGGUGGCUUGCAGCCCUUCAGACUCAGCUGCUCUCUGUAAACCGGAAGUGGGGAAAGCACCCGGUCUCAACAAACGCUUGCCUGACGACUGUAACCGUAAGGAGCCCGAGAGCGAAGACUUCCACGCGUCUUGGUCUCCCUCAAGCCUGCCCUUCCGAACAGACGAUGAAGAAGGCUGUGGAGUGCAGAACUCCCAGAGUGAGGACCGGACCCCUGAAGACUCAGCCCUAGAACUCCCUCUGGCGGUGUGACUGAGAUACGUUGUCCAUUCUCUAUUUAUUAUCUAAUGCCAUUUCACAACAGGACUGCUGCUCCCAGGUUGUUUUGCUGGAAGUCUUAGGGAAGUGGGUAGGAAAGGUUAGUACAUGUGGUUUCUGAGAGCGCAUACCCAGGAGACCAGCCCCAGCUGCAGGGUCCGUCACCAUGCUCUCUGGGCCACCAGAACAAAGGUGUCGAUCACGGAGCGAGCUCAGCAGCUCAAGCGGCUCUCUAUGCCUAAUGCCAGACCCAAGCAUUGAGCAGCUCCCGGCUCCACGCUGGCUCCUCACAUCCCGGCGCCUUGUAGCAGCCACACUAGUGGGAAGGCCACUCAGCUGAGCCUACAAUGGAGGGGAGGCCCCAGAAGAGCCUCUGCUUCUGUACAAAACUCCCAGGGGCUCAGAAUGUUUGUUCUGCCUUGUCCCCGCCCCUUUAACUGGUAAUAAGUAAAUUUCCAACGUGUUUGGUGUUCCCUGA